Messenger RNA from Paramecium sonneborni, 251 nucleotides. NCBI's taxonomy places the organism in Eukaryota, Ciliophora, Oligohymenophorea, Peniculida, Parameciidae. The record is from the annotation of a GenBank genome assembly.
AUGAGACUUCUUUUUGACAUACUUACCAGCCUUCUAGAUGCUGGUAACUAAAAAAAGGAUGCAAAAAUAUAAAUUUAAUCUUCACAACAAUAACAGAUUUCAAUUUUGGGUGCAUUAGGAAUAAAUGGAUUUUUGGCUUAUUAAUACGUUUUGGGAACCAUUAAUUGGUAAAUAUAUGCAUUUCAUCUAGUAUCAUUAAUAAUAAUGUAGUGUCAUCAUUAUAAAGAAAGAAAUACUAUAUUAAUCUUUGA